Grosmannia clavigera kw1407 is the source of this 7272-nucleotide messenger RNA. Its product is annotated as dead deah box DNA helicase. Gene Ontology annotation, molecular function: nucleic acid binding; ATP binding; ATP hydrolysis activity. Bases 1 to 7272 code for a protein of 2423 amino acids. The record is from RefSeq and is a predicted model, not a curated record. The transcript has 5 exons. Lineage: Eukaryota; Fungi; Ascomycota; Sordariomycetes; Ophiostomatales; Ophiostomataceae.
AUGGCACCGAGUGCACCAAACGCUGAAGCGGAACUAUGGCGGCAGCAAGUGGCGACCAUGGUGGCCGCCGUUUCGAAGCUUAACCUGCCCUCGACAGAAGAGUGGGACCUGAGCAGCCUGGGCGAAUACGACGAUGGAGACGGCACAGACGACGGUCUCCACGCCAGUAGCGGCACCGACGGCCAAGAUGUAUGGGACUUUAUCUCGGACGGCGAGCUGGAAGAGCUCGGGCUGUUUGGCGAGGACGUUGAAUAUGCAGGUGCAAGCGAAGAGACGAAUGCCGAGGUGCCGUACAGCCCCAGCUGGCUGGCGACACGGUGCCAGGCGGUGUCUCUACGAAGCCAGGCGUCGUCAGAGUCAGCAACAGCGCUACCGGCCGACGUUCUGCAGGUGCAGAUCAUGGACGUGCUGCAGUCAUCACGGCCAGAAGAGGAGCUGCAGUCACAGCUGACGGACCUGGUGGGCUUUGACGACCUCGACUUUGUGAUUGAGCUGCUCGCACACCGGGACGAAAUAGUGCUGGCAGGCCUGACGGCGCUGGCGGCAGAUCCUCUCCCGACGACGACAGACAAUGGGGUGGUGAUGGUGGAGGGCCAGCGGCUGCUCACAAAGGCGCAGAGACAGGAGCAGCUGCGGCAAAAGGACUAUGAGCACAAGACGGCAACACUGGCGUCGGCCUCGGCUGCGGAACCGCAGUACCCGCACGUGUACCGAGCAUACAAUGCGGGCAACACGCUCAGCUUCUCGGGCAAGCGGUACGCACUGCCACCGGGCACAACGACGCAUGAGUUUGACAAAUACACCGAGUACUCUCUGCCGGCCGGUCGCAAGGGGACGUUGGGGCCCGGACAGAGACUGCUCCCGAUCUCGGAGCUGGACGGACUCUGUCGUGGCACGUUCAAGGGCUACAGGACACUGAACCGGAUGCAGAGCCUGGUGUAUCCGGUGGCAUACCAGACGAGCGAGAACAUGCUGAUCUGUGCGCCGACGGGCGCGGGUAAAACAGACGCGGCGAUGCUGACGAUCCUACACACGAUCGGACAAUACUGCCUUCCAAACCCGAGCGAGGAUGCGACGGUGAGCGACUUUGCGGUGGACACGGAGGACUUCAAGAUUGUGUAUGUGGCGCCGAUGAAGGCGCUCGCGGCAGAGAUUACGGAGAAGCUGGGCAAGCGGCUGGCAUGGCUCGGAGUGCAGUGCCGUGAAUACACGGGUGACAUGCACCUGACCAAGGCGGAGGUGGUGCGGACGCAAAUUAUCGUGACGACGCCGGAGAAGUGGGACGUGGUGACGCGGCGGGGGACGGGCGACACGGAGCUGGUGCAAAAGGUGCGGCUUCUGAUCAUCGACGAGGUGCACAUGCUGCACGACGAGCGCGGAGCGGUACUGGAGUCGCUGGUGGCGCGGACAGAGCGGCAGGUAGAAAGCACACAGUCGCUGAUCCGGGUAGUGGGCCUCAGCGCGACGCUGCCGAACUAUGUGGACGUGGCGGACUUCUUGAAGGUGAACAGAUUCGCAGGGCUGUUUUACUUUGACGCGUCGUUCCGACCGGUGCCUCUGGAGCAGCACUUUAUCGGAGUGAAGGGCAAGGCGGGCAGCCGGGAGAGCAAGGAGAACCUGGACGCGGUGGCGUUUGAAAAGGUACGGGAGAUGUUGGAAGCUGGACACCAGGUGAUGGUGUUUGUGCACUCGCGACGGGACACGAUGGCGACGGCGCGGAUGCUGUUCGAAAAGGCGACCGAGGAGGGAUGCGCGGAGCUGUUGGACCCGAGCGGUCACCCACGAUACGAGGCGGCAGUGGCAUCGAUCCGACAGUCCAAGGCACGGGAGAUUAGAGAGCUGCUAGGCAAGGGCCUAGGGAUUCACCACGCAGGAAUGGCACGAGCAGACCGCAACCUGAUGGAGCGGCUGUUUGGCGAGGGCGUGCUGCAGGUUCUCUGCUGUACGGCGACGCUGGCAUGGGGUGUGAACCUGCCGGCGGCAGCGGUGGUGAUCAAGGGGACGCAGGUGUACAAUGCAGCGGAGGGAAAGUUUGUGGACCUGGGUAUCCUGGACGUGCUGCAGAUCUUUGGCCGAGCCGGACGGCCGCAGUUUGAGGACACGGGCAUCGGGAUGAUCUGCACGACACACAACAAGCUGAACCACUACCUGACGGCGGUGACGGAGCAGCUGCCGAUCGAGUCGCGGUUUUCGGCGAAGCUGGUGGACAACCUGAACGCCGAGAUCGCGUUGGGGACAGUGACAUCGAUCCCAGAGGCAGUGCAGUGGAUCGGAUACUCAUACCUGUUUGUGCGGAUGCGGCGCAACCCGAUGGCGUACGGGAUUGACUGGGCAGAGCUGAGUCAGGACCCGAUGCUGGUGCAGCGACGACGACAGCUGGCCGAACAGGCAGCACGGACGCUGCAGCAGAGCCAGAUGAUCAUCUUCAACGAGACGACGGAAGAGCUGCGCAGCAAAGACGUUGGCCGGAUCGCGAGCCAGUACUACAUCCUGCACACGAGCAUCCAGCUGUUCAACGCAAUGAUGCGACCACACGCGACUGAGGCAGACGUGCUGGAGAUGGUGUCACGGUGCAGCGAAUUUGACAAUGUGCAAUCACGCGACAGCGAAAGCAAGGAGCUGUACCGGCUGCGAGAGACAGGGACGGCGUGUGACGUGGCGGCCGGGCUGGACACGCCGCAGGCGAAGACGAACAUCCUGCUGCAGGCGUACGUGUCGCGGGUGCAGCCCGAGGACUUUGCGCUCGGCAACGACCAGAACUACGUGGCCCAGCAGGCCGGCCGGAUCAUGCGAGCUCUGUUUCUGAUGGCUCUCAACCGGCGAUGGGGCCAUCAGUGUCACGUGAUCCUGUCUCUGUGCAAGGCAGUGGAGCAGCGAGUGUGGCCGUAUGCACACCCGUUGCGGCAGUUUGAGCAGCAGCAACGAAUCCCCAAGGCAGUGCUGGCAGUGUUGGACUCGAAGCCGUUGACGACGACGUCGAUCGGGGCGCUGCGCGACAUGGAGGCGGGUGAGCUGGGCAGCCUGGUGCACAACCAGGCAGCUGGCAGCAAGCUAGCACGAGUGUUGCGCAGCUUCCCGACGCUGGCAGUAGAGGCGACGAUUGCGCCGCUGAACCGAGACGUGUUGCGGGUGCGUCUGGUGCUGCAGGCCGACUUCCGGUGGGACGAACAGAUGCACGGGUCGUCAGAGGCAUACUACGUGUGGGUAGAACACUCGGAGACGGCGCAGAUGUACCAUCACGAGUACUUCAUUCUCAGCCGACGGCGGCUGCACGAGGCACACGAGCUGAGCUUCACGAUCCCGCUGGCCGAGCCACUACCAUCGCAGAUCUACGUGCGAGCCGUAUCGGACCGGUGGCUAGGGGCCGAGACGGUGACACCGGUGUCAUUUCAGCAUCUGAUCCGGCCAGACACUGAGAGCGUGUACACGGAGCUGUUGGCGCUACAGCCGCUGCCCAUCUCAGCGCUGGCGAACCCGGUGUUGGAGGCGAUCUACGCGGAGCGAUUCCGGUUCUUCAACCCGAUGCAGACGCAGAUCUUCCACACGCUGUACCACAGCUCGGCCAACGUGCUGUUAGGAUCGCCGACAGGCAGCGGCAAGACGGUGGCGGCCGAGCUGGCGAUGUGGUGGGCGUUCCGCGAGCGACCGGGCAGCAAGGUGGUGUACAUUGCGCCGAUGAAGGCGCUGGUGCGCGAGCGGAUCAAAGAUUGGGGGCGACGGCUGGCCGGACCGGCCGGACUGCGGCUGGUGGAGCUGACGGGUGACAACACACCAGACACGCGGACGAUCGGCGAGGCGGAUGUGAUCGUGACGACACCAGAGAAGUGGGACGGCAUCUCGCGUAGCUGGCAGACACGUGGAUACGUGCGCAAGGUCAGCCUGGUGAUCAUCGACGAGAUUCACCUGCUGGCAGGCGACCGAGGGCCGAUCCUGGAGAUCAUCGUGUCGCGGAUGAACUACAUUGGGGCGGCCACGGGCAGCUCGGUGCGGCUGCUGGGAAUGUCGACGGCGUGUGCCAACGCGACCGACCUGGCCAGCUGGCUGGGGGUGCAGCAGAGCCGAGGGGCGCUGUUCAACUUCCGGCACUCGGUGCGGCCGGUACCGCUAGAGCUGUACAUUGACGGGUUUCCAGACGUGCGGGGAUUCAGUCCGCUGAUGCAGUCGAUGAACCGGCCGACAUUCCUGGCGAUCAAGAACCACAGCCCGGACAAGCCGGUGAUUGUGUUUGUGCCAUCGCGACGACAGACACGACUGACGGCCAAGGACCUGGUCAGCCUGUGUGGGAUGGAGGACAACCCGCGACGGUUCCUGCGGGUGGACAGCGAGGACGAGCUGCAGACACAGCUGGCACGGGUGCAGGACGAGGCGCUGCGCGAAGCACUGGCCUUUGGCAUCGGGCUGCACCACGCCGGGCUAGUCGAGUCAGACCGGGCGUUGUCGGAAGAGCUGUUUUUGGCGGGCAAGAUCCAGGUGCUGGUGGCGACAAGCACGCUGGCCUGGGGCGUCAACCUGCCGGCACACCUGGUGGUGGUCAAGGGCACGCAGUUCUUCGACGCCAAGACAGAGGCCUACAAGGACAUGGACCUGACGGACGUGCUGCAGAUGCUGGGCCGAGCUGGACGGCCGCAGUUCGAUACGACGGGCGUGGCGCGGAUCCUGACACAGGCGAGCAAGAAGGACUUUUACAAGCACUUUCUGCACACGGGCUUCCCGGUCGAGUCGUCGCUGCAUACGGUGCUGGACAACCAUCUGUGCGCCGAGGUGGCGGCCGAGACGAUUGUCAGCAAGCAGGACGCGCUGGAUUACCUGACCUGGACCUUUUUCUUCCGGCGGCUACACAAGAACCCGUCGUAUUAUGGGUUGGAGGUAGGGGGAGACGAUGUUGAGGACGAGGAUGCAGUUCGAGAGACGACAGCUACAGACUCCCUCUCGGCACAGCGACGGGCCAACACGUUCAUGGUCGAGAUGGUGGACCGGGCGAUGCACGAUCUCGAGACGUCGCAGUGUGUGCGGCUGUAUCCCAACGGCGACGUGGAUCCGACGGCACUGGGUCGCAUCAUGAGCUACUACUACCUAUCGCAUCGGACGAUCCGCUAUCUGGCACGCCACGCGAAGCCGAAGGCCGGCCUGGCCGACGUGCUCGCCUGGAUGUGUCACGCGGCCGAGUACGACGAGCUGCCGGUGCGCCACAACGAGGACCUGAUCAACGCCCAGCUGACGGCACCGGCCUUUGGGCUGCCCUUUGCGGCCACGGCCUUUGGGCUGCCGCUGUGGGAUCCACACGUCAAGGCGUUUCUGCUGCUGCAGGCCCACAUGGCCCGGCUGGAGCUGCCGAUUGCCGACUAUGUCGGCGACCAGACGAGCGUGUUGGACCAGGCCGUACGCAUCGUGCAGGCAGCCAUUGACGUGCUAGCCGAGCUGAACCUGUUGUCGAGCUGUCUGGCGAUGGUGGCGCUGCUGCAGGGAAUCAAGAGUGCAGUGUGGCCGACAGGAGAGGUGGUGGAGAUAUUGCCGGGGGUAGAGAUGAGGGGGAACGUCGACAGAGAUCGAGACCGAGAUCGAGACCGACACACAACUCUUCUACAGAUUGCCCAGAUGAACGAGCCCCAGCGGAAACAGCUGGCCCGCUCGCUCGGCGUGCCGGCCAGCCAGCAGGUCCGCUUCCUACGGGCGGCCACGUUGCUGCCCAACCUACAGGUGGCCAUCGGUCCGGUCACGACGACGUCCGUCACCGUACAGCUACGGCGGGCCAACGCACUAACCAGCCGCGAGGGCCGCAUGUUUGCACCACGCUUCCCGAAACCGCAGACGGAGGGCUACUUUGUGUUUGUGGGGAAUCUGGCAAGCGACGAGGUUGCAAGUGCAGACGGAAAUCCUUCCGAAAAAUUGCCUUUUGCCAAGGCCGUCGUCAAACUCCCACCGGCUGCUGCAAAGGCUGGUCGUGUCGAUGUGCUCGUCGUCAGCGAUGGCUAUGUCGGACUUGAACAUCGGAUCCUGGGCGUGGAGAUUCCGCCAGCGCCGACGGUCGACGGCGUGGAAAAGGGGAAGAAGGGGGAGGAGAAUCAAGAAGACCAAAAUGGCCAAGUUCACCCCUCGAACGCCAAGUCAGCUAUGGCUUCUGCGUUGGCGCCUGCUGACGAAGAUGUGACCAGAAAGGUGGUUUACAAGGACACAGACACCUUUUUCGAGGUGAUCAAUGAUGUCGAUAGAGACUGCGACUGGCAGGUCUUCACAGGCGUUACACAAAACGCCUUUGAGGAGAUCAACCGCGAAAGGGAAGCCCGGGGUCGCAAGAUCCGGUUUCGUUACUUCCCUGAUGACGAUCUCCUCCAUGUUACAAUCCCGACAGGUUUACACGAACGAGGUCAUCUCAACCUGUAUAACGCGAUAACUACACAAAUGGGCCAAAUGAGCCAACAAACUCAUGAAUCGUGGAAUUGCAGUGGUGCUACCACUUACGCGGGUAGGGUUGGCGCAUCUUCGGGGGAAGGCGACUCAGGUGGCUACCCUGACAGUCGCCUAGCGGAUUCCCAAUGGCCUACUAUUGUCGUUGCGUCAGGAGUAUCGCAAUCAUUUGGCGACCUCGAACGAACCAUGCGAUGGUGGUUCUCUGCCUCCAACCACCGGGUUAAAAUUGUAUUAUUGGUCAAGCUCCACCGCGAUAAUCGGACGAUGGAGAUCACAAAAUACACCGAAGGUCCGGCUGGCCCUCGAUUUGGGGCCACGAACACUAGGUCCUCCACCAACAAUGCAGCACUGGCGCCGUUUCCUCGCCAAGCCAUCAGGAUAACGCAACAAAGAGGGAAUGACAACUCCAUCACUUACCACAUCACUAGUGGGGCGUUGAUGCUGGAGUUCGCCCUUCGCUUUUUGCGGCAGCCCAACCCGGAUUAUCAUGAGAGGGACAUCCUCAUUUCUGUCCGUGCAUUGCGCAACAGCGACGACCAACGAGACAACACAACCGGGCUUGCGCUGGCCGCAUGCUAUACCCUCCUCCGAUUCACUACCGACGGCACCGGCAACGACCACACAACAGGCGGCGCCUGGUUACAACCAGCACCGGAAGGUGCACUGCAAAUUUUUUCUUACUUUGUCGAAGACUGGAACCGGGCGUACGUGGCCAUGCGCUCGUACAUGGACCGCCGGGCGGGACACCAUGUGUUGUUUCCUGCCGUGACGCCAAAGCUGGCGAGAGAGAGGAUUGAUUGCAUAAAGCCACGCAAUUUUGGUGCCGUUUUCGCCAUUGUUCUUCUCACCCUCCCCAAGGGCUAG